CCACCCAUUUUAAAACUUGAACUUAAAGGUUCAAUUAAUUUGGAGCAUUGAGUUCUUGAAGUUUCGAUAUUUUUGGGGAUCUCUUGAUAAAGUCAACCUUUCUCCUUCCUUAAUAUUUGUAGGUAUCAAUCUGGGGUUGGUAAUAGUUUGUUUAGUAGUUACUGGUGCAUGGGUGUUGCCCAAAAUGUUAAAGAGAAGGAAAAUGAAGUUUCGACGCCAAUUCUUCAAGCAAAAUGGAGGCUUAUUAUUGCAACAACAAUUGUCUUCAAUUGAAGGUAAUGUUGAAAAGACCAAAAUAUUUAGUACCAAGGAGUUGGAAAGGGCAACUGAUAACUUUAAUAAGAAUAGAAUACUUGGUCAGGGAGGUCAAGGCACUGUUUACAAAGGAAUGUUGGUUGAUGGAAGAAUUGUCGCAAUUAAGAAAUCUAAAGAAUUAGAUAAAGAGAAAAUUAAAGAUUUUAUCAAUGAGGUGGUCAUUCUUACACAAAUUAAUCAUAGAAAUAUUGUUAAGUUAUUAGGGUGUUGUUUGGAGGCUGAAGUUCCUUUGCUAGUUUAUGAAUUCAUUCCCAAUGGGACACUUUUCCAGUACAUACAUGAUGAAAAUGAGGACUUCCCCUUAUCUUGGGAAAAUCGAUUAACAAUUGCAUCAGAAGUUGCAUCUGCCAUUUCCUACUUGCACUCAGUAGCCUCCAUUCCUAUUUAUCAUCGAGAUGUCAAAUCCUCAAAUAUUUUACUAGAUGAAAAGUAUAGGGCAAAAGUUUCGGACUUUGGGGCAUCAAGAUCGAUUGCUAUUGAUCAAACUCAUUUGACCACAAAUGUUCAGGGCACAUUUGGGUAUUUAGAUCCUGAAUAUUAUCAGUCAUGUCAAUUUACAGAAAAGAGUGAUGUUUACAGCUUUGGAGUUGUCCUUGUUGAGCUCUUAAUUGGAGAAAAACCAAUUUUUUUAGAAAGGACAGAAGGUGGAAGAAGUUUGGCCUCUCAUUUCAUUCUUUCUAUGGAAAAGAAUGACCUCUUGAAUAUUCUUGAUGCUCGAGUCAAGGAUAGUUCUGCACACGAAGAACUUAAAAAGGUUGCUGAACUUGCAUAUAGAUGCUUAAGCUUGAGCGGUAAAAAGCGGCCAAAGAUGAUAGAAAUUGCCAUGGAGUUGGAGCAGAUUCGUUUUUCACAAAACAAGUCAAAUGAUCAAAAAAAUCAUGAAGAGAUUAGAAAUGCCAGGACUGAAGUAACCAAUCACUGGGAUGUUGCCUCCUCCUCCGGAGCUGCUUUGUCAAUAGACAUGGAACCACCAUUUUCAAGUGAAUCAUGGGGAUUGUCAGAAAAGCAAGUGAGCUCAAAUAUCAAAUGAUAUAGGUGGAAAUAGACUAUGUUUUGUAUGGGUGUAGUUUCAUUAUUACUUGUCAUAAUAUUAUUAUGAUUAGUAAAGAAAUUGAAACUAAAAUAGCUUUAAUAUU
Molecule: messenger RNA, 1451 nt
Organism: Rubroshorea leprosula
Lineage: Eukaryota; Viridiplantae; Streptophyta; Magnoliopsida; Malvales; Dipterocarpaceae
Source: the annotation of a GenBank genome assembly